AUGUCGAGGACGCGAGAGCCGAGUGGCUCUUCUACCCCAAACACAACAUCCGUACAGGUCGCCGUUCGAAUUCGUCCGCUCACCACAGCAGAUCAGAGCAACAUCCCUCCGAGAUGGCAGAAGACCAUCCUCACCGCCAACUCCACUAGCAGCGUCACCGUCGAGCCAGGCUCGGCACCUCCGCCAGGGCCAGGUGCCGGAAGCGCCUCUUCGUCUGCCAUCACACGCGAAAGGCGCCAGGCGUUCAGCUUUGAUCGCGUCUUCUCCCCGGCUGACGGCCAACCUGAAAUCUUCACCGUAGCGGAACCCUUGAUCGACCGUUUCAUCGAAGGCUACAACGUCACCAUCCUAGCCUACGGACAGACUUCGAGUGGAAAAUCGUACACCAUGGGCACCGCUGCGGGAGACGAAGUAGACUACGAGGGGCUCGUUGCCGGACGCGCCGCCGAUCCUCAGAUGGGCAUCAUCCCACGUGCCGUCGCCCGCAUCUUUUCUGCCAUGCGUCAGAACAAAUCUUCCGGUACUCAAUACAGCGCCAAGGUUAGCUUCAUCGAGAUCUACAACGAAGACCUCAUCGACCUGCUUGGCGAUGCCGUCGAUGGCGAGGCUAGACCGCACGUCCAGAUCCGAGAAGGCAAGAAUGGCCAGAUCAUCUGGAGUGGUUUGCGCGAAGUAAAGGUGUCCAACGUCGCAGAAGUCAUGAAUCAUCUGCUCCAAGGUAGCUCGGUGCGCAGGACCAACGAGACCGACAUGAAUGCCCAGUCUUCCCGUUCGCAUGCCAUCUUCUCCAUCACCUUGACCCAGAAGAAGUGGGUCGGCUCAGGCCCUCCUCCCAACGCCGCGCCCCCGUCGAGCUUUGGCGGUCGAUCUACGCCAGGCGGAAGAGCCGUCUCGAAUUUGUCACGCGCCUCCGGUAUUCCCAUCGCAGGUCGUGUCGCGUCGCCUUCGUUCGGUCGAAGGACACCAAGCGGCAUCCCCGCGUUGAGCGGACGCAACUCGUCCAUCGGCCUUCGUCCGGCCAGCGUCUAUGGCGAUGCCGCCGACGACUCCAUGAGCAGCUCGUCGACCGACGGUGAGUGGGUCACCGUCAGCAGCAAAUUCCACUUUGUCGACCUGGCCGGCUCGGAGCGCCUGAAGCGUACCGCUGCCAUGGGAGAGCGCGUCAAGGAAGGCAUCUCAAUCAACUCGGGUCUCCAUGCGCUUGGCAACGUAAUUUCGGCGCUCGGCGAUCCUGCCAGGGCCAAACGAACAACGCAUAUCCCCUACCGUGACAGCAAGCUUACUCGACUGCUCCAGGACAGUCUCGGCGGUAACGCGCACACCCUCAUGAUCGCCUGUGUUUCGCCUACCGAAUACAACGUCAGCGAGACCGUCAACACGCUCCAGUACGCCAACCGUGCCCGCAACAUCAAGAACAAGGCCGAGCUCAACGAGGUCGAAGUAGGCUGGGACGACGUCGACUACCUCCAGACGCUCGUCCAACGCCUCCGCAAAGAGCUUAGCAUCAUUAAGGGUGUCAACAAGGGCAUCGUCGAUCUGGACGAUCCUCGCAACAAGGAUGCCACCCGCACCACGCAACGCGAGAUACUUGCGUGGCAAGACAAGUACGCCACCCUCAGCCAGAAGCACACCCAGCUCACCGCCGAGGUCACGCAGCUGCGCACCCAGCUCGACCCAUCCAAGCAGGACGGCACUGAGCAGGACUUCUUCCGCGCCGCAGAGCCCAUCAUUGUCGAGUACGAGAAGUCUAUCGACGCACUCGAGGGGCAGCUCAACCUAACAAAGGCGGCACUCGCCUACGUCGAGGACAUAGCCAACGAGCGCGAGGCUCAGAUCGAGCAACAGUCGAGCCAGCUCGAGAUCAUCGGCGGAGAGCUCGAAGAGAAGGAAGCCAGCGUCGCCGAUCUGCAAUCCCGCUUGAACAAGCUGCAAGAACGCGAAUCGUCUGCAGAGGUCUACGCGCGCGAGCUGGAAGCGAGACUCGAAACGAUCGGCUCGCGUGGCGACACCGACUCUGCCGUCCUUGCAGAGCUGAACAAGGAGAUUGCCCGUCUCAAGGAGGUCGAGAUCUCGUCCGAGAAGUACAUCCGCGACCUCGAGGCCAAAUUGGCGUCGUCGGAGGAAUCGUCAGCGAGCUUGACUCGCAAGAUCGCACAGAUGGAGGCGAAUGUUGAGAAGCGCGACGAAGACUACCGCAAUCUGCUGUCGCGCUUCGAAUUGCUCGACAACGGUCAAGAGACUCGUGCAAUGGCUGCCGAAUUGGAGGCCAAGGCUGGCGAGGUUCAGCAGCUCGAGUCUCGUCUGGCAGACGCUGCUGCAAAGCACCAGAGUCUGGCUUCGCGUUUCGACAGCCUCUCUGCACAGCACGAGCAGCUUUCCAAGGCUAGCGACGGGCACGAGCAGGAGAAGAAGUCGCUCUCGGCCCAGAUCAAAGAGUUGCAGCUCGCUGCCGCAGCAGGCUUGGCAGCCGGCGGCGUUGGAGGCGCCAUUCUAGGCGCUGCCUCCAAUGGUGCUCACGAAGAUGGAGACGAUCAGGAUAAGGGCGUCGCGACACCUCCUCCGACACAGGACGAUGCAUCAGUCAAAGAGCUCGAGCAGCGUCUUACCAGCCUUCAGGAAGAGAUGCGAGCGACUCGCGACUCUGAGUCCAGCAUUCGCACCGAGCUCGAGUUGACCAAGCAAAAGUACAAGGAGUCGCUCGCCGAGAUCAAGGAUCUUCACUCCCAGCUCACCGACCUCAAGCUCAACGACGGCGUCUCCUCCAACACGGAGCUCGACUCGUUCAAGCUGGACAAGGAUGCUGGCGACGAAGAGCAGCUCGAGGUGCUAGACUCGAACGGAGAUGAAAAUCAGCCACCUGGCACUCCCAACCGCGGCAACAACCUCCAGCAAAGAGGUCUGUCCGGUCGCCGCCCUGGCAGCUUGCUCAUCGACACCACCAACCGCCAGACGCCCAGUCCUACGAACCGCCUCACUCGCCGCUCUUCCGGCUCUUUUUUAGGCUACAACAAGAGCGACGGAACGAGAUCCGCAGCGAUCUCGCCGCUCGCUCACGGUCGUACUCGAUCGAUCUCGCAAUCUUCGUCGCUGGACUUUGCAUCGGCCUUGCCUUCGCAGCUUUCGCAACCGACGCGGGGUCCAAGGCCGCUCUCGUUGACCGGGUCAGUGCCACCCUCGCCUACGCUCAAAGCCUUCGAGCCCGAUUCGCCGGCGAACUAUGAACGCAAGGUGGCGUCGCUCGAAAAGGAGACGAUGCGUUUGCAAGAGGCGCUGAAGGACCGCGAUGAUGAGAUUAGGGCUCUCGAGACGUCGUUGCGCGGCAAGAGACAGUCUGCGGGAGGAGUUGUAGCCGCAGACGCGGAAUAUGCAGAUGAGGAGGGACAGACGCUGCUCGCCCCCGCCCACGCGACGGUCAACGGCGUUGGUGCCGGCGUUCUGACUCCUGGUACGGAGAAGGAAUUGGAAGCAGUUCGACAGGCAAUGACGCGCAGCACUGCUGCGGAUGGUACCAGCAACGACUCGAACGGCGCUCAGAUGCUCGACGAUCUGAUGCGGUCCAUGGCACGCAAGGAGACCCAGCACCGCGAAACGGUCGAGUCAAUGGCUGCCGAGCUCUCUGCGCUUCGAAAGCAGAACGAGACGCUCGAGGCGUUGUCGAGAGAUCAGGUGGCCAACAUGUCACGUGAGAUCGAGGAGCUGCGUGCUCAGCUGGCCUCCAAGUCUGCAAACGCUCUGCCAACCGCAGUGAGUUCGGGCAGCGUCCGCAGCCUUGCUGAUGAGCUGAACGAUGCGUCUGCCGCCGAGAAAGGGGCCGCCGAGGCCAUGCCAGCCGUGGACGUGGAACGACUCAAGCAGGAGCACGAAGCUGCGAUCGAAAGCCUGAAGCAAGUGCACCAGUCGAACCUCGAUCAGCUUGCCCAGAAGCACGCAGAGGCUCUUCGCAGCCUACCAGCUUCCACUUCAACUCGAUCCAUUCCUGGAGGUUUCGACGAUGCUGAAGAUGAUCACGACGAGGUCCUGGCAAAUCUUCAGCAGGACCACGCUCAAAAGAUUGCCAAGCUGAAGGAGCAGCACGACGACACGCUUUCCAAAGCAUUGGAGGCACAGACCGCGCAGCAUCAGAGCAUCGUGGCUGAUCACGAGGUCAAGUUGGCCAGCGUCCAUUCGGAAGCAAAGCGAAAUCUGGAAGCUGCUCAGCAAGCUCAUGACGCCCAGUUGCAAACUUUGCAAGGAGACCACUCGAAGGCACUGCAAGAGCUCAAGAUGGAACUGGAAGCGCAGCAUCUUUCGGCGUUGUCUGUAGCAGCACGCGAGGCCGAGGAAGCCGCUACUGCCAAGCACACUGCAACUCUGGAGGCGCUGCAGAAGGAACACUCUGGCACCGCGUCUCAGAUGCAAGGGCAGCUGAUCGCACUCAAAACCGAGCACCAAAGUACGCUGGACAAGGUCAAGGCAGAGCACGCAUCCAAGCUCGACCGCAGCAUGCUGGAUCUGCAGAUCGUCAACAGCGACCGAGACGAGACACGCCGUGCCUACGAAGAGCUGUACGCCAAGCACAAUGACCUGCUCACCAAGAUUGACAUCGACCCGCACGAGGUCGAAACGCUGCGCGCCGAGCUCAACGACACGAGCGAUGCUCUUGUCACGCUCGAAGCUGCGCUGACCGAGGUGCAGGAGGAGCGCGACCAGCUGCUGAUCGAGAUCGAGUCGAUCCGGCAAGAGUCGGAGGCGCAGCAACAGGAUGCUUCGACCGUGUCGAGCGCCAGUGGUUCCCGAAGCGCAGCAAUGCAGACUCCUGCGGACGCGGCGCUGAAGCGCGAGUUGGAAUCGCACAAGUCGAUGCUGUCCAAGACGCGAGGCGACAUGUCGAAGCUCAAGUCCGAGCUGCAGGCGGCGCGAGACGAAUGCAGUCGCCACGAACAAUCGGUGAAAGAUUUGCAGAUACGCCUCGCGACGUCUGAAACUCGAUCGGUGCGUUCUCUGGGAAGUGACAGUUUCGGACAGCAGAGUCAGAGCGAGCACGACGCAGUCUCUGCGGCAGCAGCGACUGCAGGAGCAGCAGCGCUCGCGAACGGAACACGCUUGUCACUCAGCGCGCGACGAGCCUCGGAUUACGACGGGCACAGUCCGGUGGAUCUGCGACACCAUCGACCAAGCAUGGGAUCGGUCAAGCCUCCACCGCCGACGCCUCCGCCCAACAUGCCGCCUCCUCCGACACCGACGAGCAACGGGGCGGGUGCGCGUGCAUCUGCGGGACACCGCACUUCGACGUCUUCGCAGAUGACGCGGGCCGAUUCGCCCUCGAACGCGGGUGCGGGCAUGAUGACGCGUUCGUCCUCCAUGACGUCCACCCACUCGCCCGCCGGCAACGUCUCGAGCAACGGGAUCAGCGCGGACGUCAAGCUGACCCGCCUGCUUUCCGAACAAGCUGAAGAGAUCAAGAACCUCGCCAAGCAGCUCAACCACUGUGAAGCGGAUCUUCAGGCCAACAUCGAUCUGGUAGCGACGCUCGAAGCUGCUCUCAACGACAGCGAACGCAACCUUCGAAAGAGCCGUGUGCAGCUGGCCGAGGUGACGCGGGAGCGGGAGAGGUAUGCGGAGGAGGCGAAUGCGAUGCGCACGCAGCUCAACACGGCACAGUCGGAGGUGGAGAAUGUGCGGAACAGCGUGAUGCUGGAGAAGCAGGGGUAUGAGAGCAAGAUCGAGGAGGAGAGGCAGGCCAAGGAGAGGGCGAGGAAGGCGUUGGAGGCGAGGUUGGAGGAGGUUAGCAAGAGGAAGGGUAGCAAGCUGUUCUGCUUGCUCAUCUUUGCCCACAAGAUCCUUACCGUCCUGUUCCUCCUCAGUACAGUAGGAUGGAUUGUAGCCUUCAUCGGUCAGAUUGCCGCUGAAGCCGGCUCGGGUGGCCGCCAAGGUGUGCUUUGGUUCGCCAUCUUCCUCCAACUCUUCCUCAUCAUUGGCAAAUACCUCGGCGUCAUGACCGACUCGCUCGGCUCCUCGCGACUCCAGCUCACCGCCUUUACCGCCGUCGCACUCGUGUUCUCUGUCACCGGUAUCAACUCUGGCAUCUACUCUGGCAACUCUGCCGAGGAGGCGGUGGCUGCAGGAUGGUUCCUCAUUACGAUUGCCAACAUUGUCUGGUUGCUCUUCCUCACGACCGAGGAGGACUCGGCGCUGUACCCGAUCGUCAACAUCGCCAACGCUGGCAUCACGCCGCCUGCGGCGAGAACUAGUUCGAGGUACAGUGGAGGCGGCGGUGCAGGAAGCGGUGGUCAAUCCAUGAGGGCGGCCGGCAACGGUGGAGUUGGCACAGGUCUCGGGGGAGGAGGAUACGGCGGCGGUAACGGAAGCGCCUAUGGUGGGUUCCAGACUGGAUCGGGCUACCAGCCUGCUUACGGCAACAGUCCCUCCGCAGCGGACAUCACCACUUCCAACGGAACCGGACUGGGCGCACCCAAGAUGUCGACCACUUCGAUCCGAAGUCGCGGCGCUAACGAUACCACCGUCGCGAGCGGGGCUGCAGCUGGACUGUCGCAAGACGCGCCUAGCGUCGCCUCGCACGGCGCGCCUGCCAGUCCAGCGCAGGCGGGCAGCAAGAGCGGAGAUCUGCCCGACUACGGCUACAAAGCACGUGCGCUGUACGCCUACCAGGCGAAUGCGGACGACCCCACCGAGAUCAGCUUCAGCAAGGGUGAAGUGCUCGACAUUGUCGACAACUCGGGCAAGUGGUGGCAGGCGAGAAGGAGCAAUGGCGAGACGGGCAUUGUUCCCAGCAACUACAUGCACUUGCUUUAA
Messenger RNA from Pseudozyma hubeiensis SY62, 6792 nucleotides. Its product is annotated as kinesin. The transcript is spliced from 2 exons. Gene Ontology annotation, molecular function: ATP binding; microtubule motor activity; microtubule binding. Bases 1 to 6792 code for a protein of 2263 amino acids. Gene Ontology annotation, biological process: microtubule-based movement; mitotic spindle organization. The record is from RefSeq and is a predicted model, not a curated record. Lineage: Eukaryota; Fungi; Basidiomycota; Ustilaginomycetes; Ustilaginales; Ustilaginaceae.